Rhipicephalus sanguineus (brown dog tick) is the source of this 4782-nucleotide messenger RNA. It is a transcript of the gene GluProRS, whose product is annotated as bifunctional glutamate/proline--tRNA ligase. The coding region runs from base 148 to 4719 and encodes 1523 amino acids. Gene Ontology annotation, molecular function: glutamate-tRNA ligase activity; ATP binding; proline-tRNA ligase activity. The record is from RefSeq and is a predicted model, not a curated record. The transcript has 2 exons. Gene Ontology annotation, cellular component: aminoacyl-tRNA synthetase multienzyme complex; cytoplasm. NCBI's taxonomy places the organism in Eukaryota, Metazoa, Arthropoda, Arachnida, Ixodida, Ixodidae. Gene Ontology annotation, biological process: translation; glutamyl-tRNA aminoacylation; prolyl-tRNA aminoacylation.
UCAUCCCAUUCAAUGUUCCUUUCUCGGCAAUCCGUGACUGCGUGGUGCAACACGCCGCAUCCGCUCCGCUGAGUUUUGCGCUCCGGAGCCGGAACAAAACGGUCCCGUUUUUGUCUGGUUGUGACAGCCGGCGUGCCGCAUUGCAAGAUGCAGCUCAAGCUAAGCUGCAGCAAAACAGAGCCCCCCGUGGGUGCCCUGAUCACGGCCGCGUACGUCAAGCCGGCCGUCCUCGUCAACGUGGACUGGAACAACAGUACGUGCUUGCAGCUCGACGGCGGCAAAUCGUUCGGAUCGUCGGCGCUCAUCUCGCGCUUUCUGGCCCGCGCGGUGCCCGACGGCCAGCUGUACGGCAACACCGUUCUGGAACGCACCGAGGUCGACCACUGGAUCGAAUUCGCGACGGCCCGCCUGUCUCGUGGCUCGGACGCCGGUUUCGCCCAUGCGUUGGGAUGCCUCGACAAGGCUCUCGCUUCGGUCACCUACCUCGUGGGUCGGGCCGUCACGUUGGCCGACAUCGCCGUCUGGGAGGCCCUCUACGGGAACCCGGCGUGGCACGCGGCGCUGGCCGCGCAGCGGUGCCCGCAGAACGUCUCCCGCUGGUACCGCUUCAUCGCGGAGCAGCCCAACGUGAAAGACGUCGUUUCCAACUUGCCGGCCGGCGUCGCCCCCGUGCGCGAGCAACCCAAGGCGACGGCCGGUGACGCCGGCACAAGGGUCAGCAAGGAAGAAGGCAAGUUCGUCGAUCUUCCCGGUGCCGAGAUGGGUAAAGUUGUGGUCCGCUUCCCUCCCGAGGCGAGCGGCUACCUGCACGUGGGCCACGCCAAGGCGGCACUGCUGAACCAGUACUACCAGCAGGCCUUCAAGGGCAAGCUCAUCAUGCGCUUCGACGACACCAACCCGGAGAAGGAGAAGGAAGACUUCGAAAAGGUGAUCCUAGACGACGUCAAGAAGCUCGAGAUCACCCCCGAUCGCUUCACGUUCACGUCCGACUAUUUCGAGCUCCUGCUGCAGAAGUGCGAAGAGCUGCUCAAGAAGGGCCUCGCCUACGUCGAUGACACCGACGCGGAGACGAUGAAGGCCGAGCGUGAGCAGAGGAUCGAGUCCAAGAACAGGUCCAACACGGUCGAGCAGAAUCUGAAACUCUGGGAGGAAAUGAAGAAAGGCAGCGAGCGCGGGCUCAAGUGCUGCGUCAGGGCCAAGAUCGACAUGAACUCCAACAACGGUUGCAUGAGGGACCCUGCCCUGUACCGGUGCAAAAUCAUGGACCAUCCGCGAACAGGUAGCAAGUACAAGGUGUAUCCCACGUAUGACUUCGCCUGUCCAAUCGUAGACAGCAUCGAAGAUGUGACGCAUGCCCUAAGAACUACCGAGUACCACGACAGAGACGAGCAGUUUUUCUGGGUUCUCGACAGCCUCGGUAUGAGGAAACCACACAUCUACGAAUACUCCAGGCUCAACAUGAUGAACACGGUGCUGUCAAAGAGAAAGCUCACCUGGUUUGUUGAAAACAAGAUCGUGGAUGGCUGGGACGAUCCGCGCAUGCCCACUGUCCGUGGAGUUCUUCGCAGAGGAAUGACCGUAGAAGGUCUGAAACAGUUCAUCAUUGCUCAGGGCUCAUCUAGGUCAGUUGUGAUGAUGGACUGGGACAAAAUCUGGGCAUUCAACAAGAAGGUCAUUGACCCAGUAGCUCCUCGGCACACGGCUGUUGAGGAACAAGAUGUUGUUGUGGUUGAUGUCCCAGGUUUGAAAGAGGAUAGGCUACAGGUUGCGGUUCACCCAAAGAACCCGGCUCUCGGACAGCGUGAAGUUAUUGUGGCGCAACAGUUGCUCGUGGACCAGGUUGAUGCCCAGGCGAUGAAGGCCGGUGAUAACGUCACUUUCAUUGGACUUGGAAACUUGAAAAUCAAAAGUGUCGACAAGGAUGCAGAUGGCAAAGUAAGCAAGGUUGUUGCAGAGCCAAAUCUUGAUGACAAGAAUUACAAAAACACACUCAAGGUCACAUGGCUUGCCAAGACGCCUUCAGCACCAUUGGUGCCCUGCAAGUGCGUCUUCUUCGACCACAUUCUUUCUAAACAAGUGUUGGGAAAAGACGAUGAUUUCAAAGAUUUUGUGAGGAAAGACACCCGCCUUGAGGUGCCCAUGCUCGGUGACCCACAUCUGGCGAAGCUCAAGAAAUCAGACAUCGUCCAGAUUCAGAGGAAAGGCUUUUUCAUUUGCGACCAGCCUUACGACCCAGAAGCUGCACGACACACAAGUGUGGAGGGACCCCUUGUGCUUUUCCACAUUCCCGAUGGAACGCAAUCGACCUCGACCCUUCCGGAGGUGGUCCAAAAGUUUUACGACGCGCGCGAGAGCCUGAAGGAACAACAGCAACGAGCCAAGGGCAAGGCAUCCGAGAAGUCGCCCGUCGAGGACAGCAAGCCCAUGGUCGCGCAGUCUGGACAGCUGGAGGAACUGGGCAACAAGAUACAGGAGGUUGGCAACGAAGUCAGGCAGCUGAAGGCCAACAAAGCGCAAAAGCCGGAAAUAGAUGCCAAAGUUCAGGUGUUGCUGUCACUGAAAGCAGAGUUUAAGAAGCUCAGCGGCAAAGACUGGCAGCCAACCUCGGCAGCUCCUGCAGCGAAGCAAGGUAACCCGCAUCCUCCCACACAAAACUCCGCUUCCGUCACCGACCUGGACAAGAGCAUUCAGGCACAGGGCGACAAAGUCAGGAAGUUGAAGGCAGAGAAGGUGUCGAAGGAGACGCUGGAGCCCGAGAUCAAGGAAUUGCUGAGGCUGAAGGCAGAGUACAAGGCUCUCAGUGGAAACGAAUGGAAGCCGGGUAACCCCGCCGUGCCACCAGCAUCUGGCACGGGUGACAUUUCGGUGACGGGAGGUGCGCAGGAACUUGACAAGAAGAUUCAGGCACAAGCGGACAAGGUCAGGGCCCUCAAGGCCAACAAGGCUGCCAAAGAUGUCGUCGACGUCGAGGUAAAGACCCUUCUCCAGUUGAAGGCAGAUUACAAGGCUGCCACUGGCCAGGAGUGGAAGCCGGCAGCAGUGGAGAAGUCCUCGUCGAGCAGCAGCACGAAAUCGUCAUCUCAGGAAAAGCAGAAGGAUCAAGGUGACAAGGCUAAGAAGGCAGACAAACCCAAGCAGGCAGAGAAAGCCAAGAAACCAGCAGCGACGAAGGAGAGCACUCCCACGCCGCAGGAUGGUCCCAAGAAGGUCACACGCCUCGGACUGGAAGCCAAGAAGGAAGAGAACCUACCAGACUGGUACUCUCAGGUCAUCACGAAGGCUGAAAUGAUCGAGUACUACGACGUGAGUGGCUGCUACAUCCUGCGUCCAUGGGCGUACAGCAUCUGGGAGAACAUCAAGGAGUUCCUUGACGCGAGGAUCAAGGCCAUCGGCGUCCAGAACUGCUACUUCCCCAUGUUUGUGUCGGCUCAGGCCCUCGAGCGGGAGAAGACGCACGUGGCGGACUUUGCCCCCGAGGUCGCCUGGGUCACCAAGUCCGGCAGCAGCGAGCUGGCCGAACCCAUUGCCAUCCGGCCGACGAGCGAGACGGUCAUGUACCCGUCGUACGCCAAGUGGAUCCAGUCGCACCGCGACCUGCCACUCCAGCUGAACCAGUGGUGCAACAUCGUCCGCUGGGAGUUCAAGCACCCGCAGCCGUUCCUGCGGACCAGAGAGUUCCUCUGGCAGGAGGGUCACACGGCGUUCGCGACCCGGGAGGAGGCCGUGGAGGAGGUCUACAAGGUCCUCGACAUCUAUACGGCCGUCUACGAGGAGCUGCUGGCGAUUCCGGUUGUUCGGGGCCGCAAGACCGAGAAGGAGAAGUUCGCCGGCGCCGAUUUCACGACGACCGUGGAGGGCUACGUGCCCGCGAGCGGUCGCGGCAUCCAGGGUGCCACGUCGCACCACCUGGGCCAGAACUUCAGCAAGAUGUUCGAGAUCCAGUUCGAGGAUCCGGAGACGCGCGAGAAGAAGUUUGCGUACCAGAACUCGUGGGGUCUUACCACGAGGACGAUAGGUGUGCUCGUGAUGGUGCACGCGGACAACCAGGGACUGGUGCUGCCGCCGCGGGUGGCCUGCUACCAGAUUGUCAUUGUGCCGUGCGGCAUCACGGCCGCGAUGUCGGAGGAACAGAAGGCGGCACUCAUCAAGUUCUGUCAGGAGUUCGAGUCCACGCUCAGGAAAGAGGGUGUCCGAUGCAAGGGCGACUACAGGGACAACUACUCGCCGGGAUGGAAGUUCAACCACUGGGAGCUCAAGGGAGUCCCCAUCAGGGUGGAGAUCGGUCCGCGUGACAUGCAGCAAAACCAGUUCGUGGCCGUUCGGAGGGACACGGGCGAGAAGAUCACGUACAGCGCCGCGAGCGCCGUCGGCGACAUCAAGAGCCUGCUGGAGACGAUCCAGAAGGAGAUGUUCGAUCGUGCCAAGGCGGACCAGGUCAAGUACCAGGCGGUCACAAAGAGCUGGGACGUGUUUUUGCAGAAGCUGGAGCAAAAGUGCGUCAUCAUGGCUCCCUUCUGCGGCGACAUGGACUGCGAGGACGAGAUAAAGAAGAACAGUGCCAAGGACGUUGAGGCGGAGCCCGGUGCGCCGGCCAUGGGUGCCAAGAGCCUGUGCAUCCCGUUCGACCAGCCGGCUAAGGUCGAGGAGGGAGACAAGUGCGUCAACCCCGGGUGCACGAGAAAACCCGCAUUCUACACAAUGUUCGGUCGAAGCUAUUGAUGGGCCACUCAACGCCGUUCUUAAUUUAACAGGAUCUGACCCAAUAAAUGCGAUUGUUUUUUU